AUGGAUGACAACGUUACAGUGCAUGAACUGCAGUCGUCGCCUCCUCGAGGGCUCCCUGUACGGCUGUCGGGGGUGCUGAGUGACGCCACGUCGUCUGCGCGAGGCGCAGUCUCAGGAGCGCUGAAGAUAGACCUCCCGCCGCCAUUCAAAGACAGAGGGGCUACUACUCCCCUGAGCGUUAUGGCAGAGAUACUUCCCGGAGAUCCAGUCCUAGCCCCAAUGCACACCAGAGAUACAGGGAGCAGGACACUGACUGGAAAGGCCACUAUCCCUCCUCCCCCAGAUCAGGGACCUAUGCUAGAUAUGAGCGUACGGAUUAUCCUCGCAGUCCCAGCCCAGCGGCGAGGGGACGUAGGGAUCCCAGCCCACGUUCAAGACAAAGUGUGA
Knipowitschia caucasica is the source of this 387-nucleotide messenger RNA. NCBI's taxonomy places the organism in Eukaryota, Metazoa, Chordata, Actinopteri, Gobiiformes, Gobiidae. The record is from the annotation of a GenBank genome assembly.